GCGGCGCGAGGGCUGCCGGGAGCGCGAGGGUGGCGGUUACGGCGGUUGCGGUGUUUGCCGGUACCUCAGGCAUGGCUGCUGUGCCAGGGGGGCCGAGAGAUGCUGGCCUUACAGUAGAAAGAGUAAAACUGUGAGAAAGGGGAAACUGCUGUGCUAGAAUAUGCGUUAAUUGUUGUGGAGUGAGCUUUGGAAGCUUUCUGUUAGCAUAAAGAAGGAGAAAUUGUUCUGAUGCUGCUUAGCUAGUGAUGCUUUGUGUCUUUUGAUGAAAACUUCUGCAAUGAGUAAACGUAAGGCCAAGGAGAGCAGUGGGGCAAGCAGAGAAUGCAUUUCACAGGUGCAAAAAGUUUUACGUGAAAGAUUUUGUCACCAUUAUGCUCCUGACAAACUGUUUGGGAUUGAACAGCAGUACAAACACCUGCUGGAACUGCUGAAACGAACGACAUUUCAUGGAGAAAGUAAUUCUGUCCUCAUCAUUGGGCCCCGAGGAUCAGGAAAAACUGCGCUAUUGAAUCAUGUCUUAAAAGAGAUCACAGCAAUGGAAGCUGCUAAACAGAGCCUCUUGCAAGUUCAUCUGAAUGGGCUUUUGCAGACUAAUGAUAAAGUGGCCCUGAAGGAGAUCACCAGACAGUUGCACCUGGAAAAUGUGGUUGGGGAUAAAGUUUUUGGCAGUUUUGCAGAUAAUCUUGUGUUCCUUCUUGAAGCUUUAAGGAAAGGAAAUCGGACUAGCAGCUGCCCAGUCUUGUUUAUACUGGAUGAAUUUGACUUGUUUGUUCAUCACAAGAAUCAGACACUGCUUUAUAAUCUCUUUGAUAUAUCCCAGUCAGCACAGACUCCAGUAACAGUUAUUGGGCUUACAUGUAGACAGGAUGUCCUGGAGCUCUUGGAGAAGAGAGUAAAAUCAAGGUUCUCUCACCGACAGAUAUAUUUGAUGAAUUCCUUUGAUUUUAGACACUACAUUAGGAUAUUCAAGGAACAGCUUUCUCUUCCUCCUAAAUUUCCUGAUGAGUCUUUUGCACAAAAAUGGAAUAAUAAUGUCCAGCACCUUUCAGAGGAUAAAACUGUUCAGGAUGUGCUGCAGAACCUCUUCCACCACACCAAAGAUCUGCGCUCACUGCACUUGCUGUUGAUGCUUGCUCUAAGUACGGUUACUGAACAUCACCCACUCAUCACUGCAUCAGAUCUUCAAGAAGCAAGCAAGCAGUAUAGAAUGGACUCAAAAGCAAAUAUUGUACAUGGUUUAUCUGUCCUGGAAGUCUGCCUAAUUAUAGCUAUGAAACACUUAAAUGAUGUUUAUGAAGGAGAACCAUUUAACUUCCAGAUGGUUUACAAUGAAUUCCAGAAGUUCAUGCAAAGGAAAGCACAUUGUAUGUACAACUUUGAGAAGCCAGUUGUCAUGAAGGCAUUUGAACAUUUGCUCCAACUGGAAUUAGUCAGACCAAUAGAAAGGCCCUGUGUGCGGGCACAGAAGGAGUACCUCCUGAUGAGGCUGCUUCUGGACAACAGUCAGAUCAUGGAUGCUUUGCAGGUGUACCCCAACUGCCCCACAGACAUCAAGCAGUGGGCAGCCUCCUCACUCAGCUGGUUGUGAACUUUUGGGAACUUUAUGUUCUUUUCUCCAUCAAAACUCUUGGAGUUUACACUUAACUCCAGAAGAUGUUUAUGUUUACCCACAGGGGGGUGGUCCAAAUGAAUAAAUUU
Molecule: messenger RNA, 1698 nt
Organism: Calypte anna (Anna's hummingbird)
Lineage: Eukaryota; Metazoa; Chordata; Aves; Apodiformes; Trochilidae
Gene: ORC4
Product: origin recognition complex subunit 4
Exons: 15
Coding region: 263-1588 (441 amino acids)
Biological process (GO): DNA replication initiation; DNA replication
Cellular component (GO): nuclear origin of replication recognition complex; nucleus
Molecular function (GO): ATP hydrolysis activity; DNA replication origin binding
Source: RefSeq, a predicted model, not a curated record